Messenger RNA from Penicillium brevicompactum, 354 nucleotides. Its product is annotated as response regulator. Lineage: Eukaryota; Fungi; Ascomycota; Eurotiomycetes; Eurotiales; Aspergillaceae. The transcript has 2 exons. Gene Ontology annotation, biological process: phosphorelay signal transduction system. The record is from RefSeq and is a predicted model, not a curated record. The coding region runs from base 1 to 354 and encodes 117 amino acids.
AUGAAGAAAUUAGGUUGCAAUUACCUUACUACACAAAACGGACAAGAGGCCCUUGAUUGCUUCAGAGAACAUACAGCAGAUAUUGCUAUCAUCUUAAUAGAUAUUUCGAUACCAGUCAUAGAUGGUCUGGAGUCUACUCGGCAAAUCCGCGCGUUGGAAAAUACCAUGGAAACAAAAGAGUCCACACUCAUCUACUGUCUUACUGGCGUCGCGCAAGCCGAAAUCGAACACGAAGCAAUGGCGUCUGGUAUGGAUAUGUUCCUUACCAAACCUGUACACUUGGAUAAACUGCUGCCCCUGAUCGAAGGCAAAGUACCAAUCUCGCACCCAAAGAAGAAGCAAUAUAAACCUUGA